This is a messenger RNA of Haliotis rufescens (red abalone), 1652 nucleotides long. RefSeq names its product collagen alpha-1(XII) chain-like. Gene Ontology annotation, molecular function: serine-type endopeptidase activity. Bases 182 to 1594 code for a protein of 470 amino acids. Lineage: Eukaryota; Metazoa; Mollusca; Gastropoda; Lepetellida; Haliotidae. Gene Ontology annotation, biological process: proteolysis. The transcript is spliced from 9 exons. The record is from RefSeq and is a predicted model, not a curated record.
CAGCAUAAAUGCUUCAUUUGUUCUUAACGAGCAAAUAGAAACCUCGACGCUGAUUGGCUGUACGAAAGGUUAUCUUGAGGCUUCCAUGUGAGGGUUAAUCAGAUCUUCAUAUAACAUAUCUCGGUAACAGAUGUGAUUUUUUUGUAAGAGUCUAAUUGCUGUUUGUGGUUGUUUGGUCAGCAUGUUAGGUACCCUAUUCCUCAUGGCGCUGGUAGCCGGGUCUUCAAGCGGACAGGGUGCAACUGAAUGCAGUACCUCGGCUCGUGCUGAUAUUGUGUUCGUGUUGGACUCCUCCGGAAGUGUGGGUACAGCGAAUUUUGCCACUGAAGUGUCCUUUGUGUCCGACUUCGUCCAAGGGUUUCCUGUGGGUCCCUCCGCUGUGCGCUUUUCUGUGGUCGUUUUCUCCACAAGUGUAACAAAUCAAUUCAACCUUGAUCAACAUGACAGCCGUACUGAUCUUAUUACGGCAAUUGAAGCUGUGAGUUACAGCGGUGGUGGAACGAACACAGCGAGUGCACUCUCCUUUGUCCGAAAAAACAGUUUUCUAUCCGUUAAUGGGGCUCGCAUCGGUGUGACGCAGGUAGUCAUCGUAAUCACAGAUGGUCGAUCGUCGAACAAGGCUCAGACGGCUUCAGAAGGAAGUUUGUUGCACCAAGCAGGCAUCAAGGUCAUUUCUAUUGGCGUUGGAAGUGGUGUUGAUAUGGAGGAGCUCCGAGCAAUAGCAUCCAACAACAACUUCGUAUUUUCAGCUACUGACUUCAGUGCAUUGGGUAUUGUCAAAGGGGAAAUACAGAAUAUAACAUGUACGGAAAUUGCAGUCGAUGAACAAUGCGGCAAAGCUGCCCUGCCAGUAACAUCACGCAUCCUGAAUGCCCCCAUCGCUGGACUGUGUGAGUGGCCGUGGAUGGUGUCUGUGAGGCUCGGGCCUGGCGACAUCCCUGCACACAGGUGUACGGGGGCUCUCAUCGGGAAGAGGAGGGUGAUCACAACCGCCUCUUGUGCCUCCAGGUACGUCCCACACUCUGUUAUUGUUGGUGAGAACAACCUGCUGUUAGACAACGAAGCCCUGAAUGGGAACAACUUUGAAGUGGUUGUUAAGGUCAACAAAACCGUCAUCCAUCCACUUUAUGCAGGGAAAGAUAACGAUAUCGCAGUUCUACAUCUAGCGGAAGACGUAGUCUUCAACAGAUGUGUCCUUCCCGCCUGCCUCCCUGCACCACGGGAUAACCAAUGUGAAGACGCCACCAUGGAGACGUGUACCUUUGCUGGAUGGGGAAUAUACAGUAAGGUGACGCUGUCUCUCUCCCGUCGACUGCGAGUGACCAAGGGCAGGAGUCUCAAUCCUACGGUUUGUAAUGCCGUCUACACACAUGUGAAAAACUACAGCCCACCUGAAAACACAGUCUGCCUAGUGCCAGAUAUCCCUACACAGGUGCCAUGUCAGGGAGACGAGGGGGCCAUGGUCAGCUGUUUGGUACAAGGCAAAUGGAUUAUUCAGUCCCUUAUCAACUAUCCCAGCUGCUCCGCCAGUUUCCCGUCCCUCGGUGUCGACCUCAGACACCCAGACAUUAUCAACUUCAUCAAAAGUAACUGAUCAAACCAACCGUGUUUCUCGAUAGAUCGCAUGGAAUAAAGAGAUGUGCUGCCUUAAA